Messenger RNA from Rhagoletis pomonella (apple maggot), 1203 nucleotides. It is a transcript of the gene Sec13, whose product is annotated as protein SEC13 homolog. Gene Ontology annotation, molecular function: structural molecule activity; protein binding. The record is from RefSeq and is a predicted model, not a curated record. NCBI's taxonomy places the organism in Eukaryota, Metazoa, Arthropoda, Insecta, Diptera, Tephritidae. The coding region runs from base 121 to 1071 and encodes 316 amino acids. Gene Ontology annotation, cellular component: COPII vesicle coat; nuclear pore outer ring. The transcript has 2 exons. Gene Ontology annotation, biological process: protein import into nucleus; positive regulation of TOR signaling; COPII-coated vesicle budding.
CAUCACCUUACAUAGCUCCACGUCAAACAAAACGCGAUUCAGCCGAGAAGCCGCCUUGUCCGAUAAAAAAAAUAUUUUUUGGAGAUUUUGAUAAAGUUGUAGCGUACAAAUCCCAUUGCAAUGGUUAGCUUAAUUAAUACAGUGGAUACCGGGCACGAGGAUAUGAUACACAAUGCCGUUUUGGACUACUACGGCCUACACCUAGCUACUUGUUCUUCAGAUGGUUCUGUAAAAGUUUUCGACGUGAAAAACGGCAAUCAGAUAUUGGUUGCUGACCUCAAGGGUCACCAAGGGCCUGUGUGGCAAGUAGCUUGGGCGCAUCCCAAAUUCGGCAAUUUGCUGGCAUCUUGUUCAUACGAUCGCAAGGUUAUCGUGUGGAAGGAAGGUGCAUCGAAUGAUUGGACUAAAUUCUACGAGUACAACAAUCACGAUUCUUCUGUAAAUUCUGUCGCCUUUGCGCCCGCUGAAUAUGGUCUAAUACUGGCAUGUGGAAGCUCGGAUGGUUCGAUAUCCAUACUAACAUGCAACAUCGAAUAUGGUGUUUGGGACAGCAAGAAAAUAUCGAAUGCGCAUACUAUUGGUUGCAAUGCUAUUUCUUGGUGCUCGUCAACAGUACCAGAACCGGCAUUCGAUCAACGUGCUUCUACUCGUAAUACUGCCGUCAAGCGUCUGGCCAGCGCUGGUUGUGAUAAUUGCGUAAAAAUUUGGCGUGAAGAUGCCGAUCGCUGGGUAGAAGAAAAUCGACUUGAGGGGCACUCUGACUGGGUACGUGAUGUAGCUUGGGCGCCAUCAAUCGGGCUGGCUCGUUCACAAAUAGCUUCUGCGUCACAGGACCGCCAUGUAAUUAUUUGGAAUAGCACUGAUCUAACUACCUGGUCGUCUACAAUUUUGCAUACUUUUGAUGACGUGGUUUGGAGUGUUAGCUGGUCAAUGACAGGCAACAUUUUAGCAGUUACGGGUGGGGACAAUAAGGUGACACUGUGGAAGGAGAACAACGAAAACCAAUGGAUGUGUAUUAACGAUGAUGCGGCGUCUUCAAAUGCACAACAAAACGAACAGCGUACGCUAUAGAAUAGCAUGUACAGUUAUACAAAUCUACGACAGUGCGCAUAAAACCAAACGCAAAUAUGUUUAUUGCAAACCUAAUUGGGACAUUUAUUGCUACACAAAAAUCAAUACAGAUUAAAAAAUAGAUAUCUUAAA